Molecule: messenger RNA, 991 nt
Organism: Sorghum bicolor (sorghum)
Lineage: Eukaryota; Viridiplantae; Streptophyta; Magnoliopsida; Poales; Poaceae
Product: acylphosphatase
Exons: 1
Coding region: 365-712 (115 amino acids)
Molecular function (GO): acylphosphatase activity
Source: RefSeq, a predicted model, not a curated record
UGGCAGUCAAAGAAAUGCAUUUAUUUGUGGGACCGAGGAAGUACAUGUAAAUGGAGGAAAAAUUUCUGGCAGAAAUGCUAGUCAAAAUUAUAUAAACAUUAUAAGCUGGAUUAAUUCCUGGGCUGUUUCUAUUGUAACCGAACGGGCCUAGCCCACAACCGUAGCCCAUCACACCCUCUGCCACGGGCUGCGAGCUUGACCCAGCCGAGCAGGGUUUCAGAAAUUUAUUGGGCCGGGCUUGGGUUGCCCUACUAGGGCAGGCCGGCUUUCCAGAAUCUUCCAGUUCCAGCAGUUCGUUGCUUCGGCCGUCUCCAGUCUCCACGCCCCGCUGCUUCCACCACCGUGUACCACCACCACCGCGGCCAUGGCCUCCUCCGCCGAUCCGGACGCCUCCUCCACGCCGCCAUCGGCGCCGCAGCCGGAGCCCGCACGGAAGGGGGUCCGCGUGGUGGUGAAGGGGCGCGUCACGGGGGUGGGGUUCCGCGACUGGACGGCCUCCACGGCCGAGUCGCUCGGCCUCGCCGGCUGGGUCCGCAACCGCCGCGACGGCAGCGUGGAGGCCCUCCUCUCCGGCGACCCCGCGAAGAUCGAAGACAUGAUAACCCGCCGCCUCCCCGUCGGGCCCCCAGCCGCCACCGUCACCGCCGUCGUCCCGUCCCCGGCCGAGCCCGUCGAUCCGUCCGCCGGGUUCGAGAUCAAGUUCACCGUCUGAUCCGCCCGUCCCGCAACAGGUUCGCGUCUCGCCCGCGCGUUCUUGGACGGUCUAUUUGUGUACUACUACUGCGAUUAAAGAUCAGAGGCGACACCUAAUGCACCGUACUGUUUACCUGGAAAGCUCUGCUUGGGGAAAUUCAUGUCAGAUUGUGAGUGCAAACCUGUUUCCUACUACCAAGUGUCCAAGUCUGAAUAUUAAUAAUCUGUAAGUUAUGCCAGGAUUCAGAUGGAAACUUUUUUGGCACUGAGAAAUGUGUUGCUUAAUUUGGCUUGAAAA